This is a messenger RNA of Paraglomus occultum, 765 nucleotides long. The record is from the annotation of a GenBank genome assembly. NCBI's taxonomy places the organism in Eukaryota, Fungi, Glomeromycota, Glomeromycetes, Paraglomerales, Paraglomeraceae.
AUGUCAACUUCCCCAGAUUUCCGGGAACCACAAGAACAACAAAAUUCUCCUAAACUUACAAAGGAAGAGACGGAAACUGUCAUAAAAGCCCGUAGACAACUUAAUACUCAUUCUAUUGUUGGGUUAGCAAUUGGAAGCGCGGUAGGCUACUAUUAUGGUGGAGCGUUCAUAGGGAACAAUCUCGGCGCAAUAUCUGGUCUAUUGGCUUCCUUACGCACACUUCGGACACUACCUGAUCCUAAUCGCGUUCUUGCGAUGAUCAAAGAAGCGCAGUUGCGUUUGGUUUCCAAGGAUGGUCGCAAAAGCCAGACGCAGCAGCAAGAAGACACGGAAGAGUUGAUGACAGGAUCCGAGGAAUAUGAAGUUGAUGAAGCGACCGGUGAAUUGAUAAGAAAGACAUAUGAUGGUGUGGAAUUGGGCAAAAAUAAUAGUCGAGAUUCAAAGCCCAUGUCAACGUGGGAGAGGAUUCGUGAACAAGCACGACUCAAACAACAAGAACGACAAAAUCAGUUGUCUAAGCCUCAAUCUGAACCUUCGUCUGAAGAUUCCUAUCAGCAUGGCGGAGGGGUGCUUUUAUCUCGCGAGAAUAAUGACGGGUUUGGCUCUGGUAUGGAUGAUAGCUACAGUAAUAGCGAUAGUAACACUGGUGAUGCGGACGGAGCUAAAGUAUCGAGAGUAUUUAAUCCACCGCGUACUAGAGAGGAGUUGGAAGACAUAGAAAGAAAGGGAGGGAUUAGAACUAAUCAGUAUGGAGAUCCGAUAUAG